CAGACAGCCGAAGACCAGACGAGGCAGUCGAAUCGCUCGCAGGUUUAUGAUCUGAGUUAAAGACGUCCAAGAAACUGUCCAAGACGUCCAGAGGCAGAAAAGCUGGCAAAGAGUAGAAUAAGUAGCGACGACAUUCAGAGAGAUACAAGGAAGCACAGUUCUUAGAGCUGAGAGUCAGACCAGGACAUGGAGAGAGAACCACAUAUCGAAGAGGUGAGCGGCGUGGAGGAAGAGGAGGCCUCAGCUGCUCCGGAGUUGGAUGAAGAGAUGGAAAAAGUUGUGGAAGGAGAGAAAGAAGAAACUUUGGAGGAGACGACUGUGACCACGACUGUUUACACCACUACAAGACGGACGGGUGUGGAGGAGGAAGCUGAACCGACAGAGGAGGAUGAGGAGCUAAAAACGGAGGAAGAUGAUGAUGAAGAGACGGAGGGAGGAGAUGAAGAGGGUGAUGGGGAUGAGGAGACCAAAGCUAAGAGGCUGCUGGAAGCCUGGAAGUCGGAGGCCUCCUCUGAUGCAAAGCCUCCACUACCAGACCCGGCAUUUAACAGGAGAUGCAGUUUGCUCGCCAGCGAUGUCAAAUAUAAGGAGGACUUUGCGAAAAUGAAGGGUCAGAGUCUGUUUGUUCCUGGAGCUGAACUCAUCCACUCCAAGAACAUCAGCGCUGUCAUAUCUGAGUCCAAGUACAAGGAGGACGGGAAGAAGGAGGCGUCGAUUUCUUUGUACUCCAUCCUGCCUGAGACUCCGGAGACUCAACGGGCCAGAGAGGCUUCAGAGCUGCAGAGUGACGUUAAAUAUAAAGGAAACGUGAAGAUGGAGAUUUCAUCCUCACUUUAUUCUCUGCUGCCUGAAACCACGGAGACACAGUUUGUCAAAGAGCUGACGGAGAUACUGAGUGAGAACAAGUACAAGGAGGAAGGAAAGAAGGAGAUGAGCAGCAGUUUAUACUCUACCCUUCCUGAAACCUCUGAGAUGCAGCUGGCCAAGAGCGUCCACGAGUUCCAGAGCGAGAAAAAGUACAAAGAAGACGGGAGGAGAAAGACGUCCAUCUCGCUGUACUCGCAGCUUCCAGACACUCCAGAAAUACAACACGCUCUGGAGGUGUCGCAGCUGCAGAGCGAGAUGAAUUAUCGACCAAAGAUGCUGGUUAAAGGCGCUCCGACGUCUCUUUACUCUCAGCUUCCCGACACCACCGAGAUCCAGUUUGCCAGAGAGAUGACCGAGCUGCACAGUGAGAGUAAAUACAAGGAGGGCAGCAGGAAGAGUCUCUCUCAGAGCUUCUACUCUCAGCUCCCAGAAACCGCCCAGACCCAGUUUGCUAGAAGCGUGGCCGAGCUGCAGAGCGAGAUGCGGUACAAAGAGUCGGGUAAGAAAGGCAUGAACUCCUGUCUGUACUCUCUGCUCCCGGAAACCUUGGAGACGGCUCACGCCAAGGAGGUCUCAGAGCUGCUCAGCGAGGUGAAGUAUAAAGAGGAAGGUAAGAAGGAGAUGAACAUCAACCUUUACUCUCUGCUGCCGGAAACCGUCCACACCCAACACGCUAAAGAGGUGUCCAACCUGCAGAGUGAGUUGAAGUAUAAAGAAGGCCUGAAGCAGAAGAUCCAGAGCAGUUUGUAUCAUCAGCUGGCAGAAACCACAGAGACACAGCUGGCCAAACAGCUGUCUGAGCUGCAGAGUGAGACGAAGUACAAAGAAGCUGGGAGGAAGGAGGUGAACAGCUGCCUUUACUCUCUGCUGCCGGAAACUCUGGAGACGCAACAUGCUAAAGAAACCAGCGAGCUGCUCAGUGAGGUCAAGUACAAGGAGGGCAGCAGGAAAGAGAUGUCCAGCUCGCUGUACUCCACUCUGCCCAACACCACAGAAACCAGCUUCGUCAGAGAGAUGAGCGACAUGCAGAGUGAGAAUAAAUACAAAGAAAACGGGAUGAAGAGUCUUUCUCAGAGUAUCUACAGUCAGCUGCCAGAAACCACUGAGAUGCAGUUUGCUAAAAACGUCGCCGAGCUGCAGAGCGAGAUGAAGUACAAAAAGGGGAAGAAGGACGUGUCCAGCUCUCUGUACUCGACUCUGCCUGAAACUCUGGAGACGCUGCACGCUAAAGAGGCUUCAGAGCUGCAGAGCGAGCUGAAGUACCGCUCGGCCCUGAAGUCUGGACUUUCCUCCAGUUUGUUCCACCGGCUGCCAGAGACCAUCGACACCGUCCACGCUAAGGAAGUCUCUGAGCUGCUCAGCGAGGUGAAGUAUAAAGAAGACGGUAAGAAGGAGCUGAACGUCAACCUUUACUCUCUGCUGCCGGAAACCUUCGACACUCGACACGCCAGAGAGGCUUCAGAGCUGCAGAGUGAGGUGAAGUAUAAAGAAGGUCUGAAGCAGAAGAUCCACAGCAGUUUGUUCCAUCAGCUGGCAGAAACCACAGAGACACAGCUGGCCAAACAGCUGUCUGAGCUGCAGAGCGAGAGCAAGUACAAGGAGGCGGGUAAGAAAGACGUGAGCAGCUGCCUUUACUCCGUCCUGCCUCAAACUAUGGAGACGCAACACGCUAAAGAAGCUGCAGAGCUGCUCAGUCAGAUCAAGUACAAGGAAGGCGGUAAGAAGGAGAUGUCCAGCUCGCUGUACGCCGCUCUGCCUGACACCUCGGAAACCAGCUUCGCCAGAGAGAUGAGCGACAUGCAGAGUGAGAACAAGUACAAGGAGGGCGGCAGGAGGAAUCUGUCGCAGAGUUUUUACUCUCAGCUGCCAGAAACCACCGAGACUCAGUUCGCUAAAACAGUUUCUGAGCUGCAGAGUGAGAUGAAGUACAAAGAAGCAGGAAAGAAAGCAGCGAUGAACUCUCUGUACUCGACUCUUCCUGAGACUCUGGAGACUCAACACGCUAAAGAGGCUUCAGAGCGGCAGAGUCAGCUCAAGUACAAGAGUUGGAAGAGCGACGCCUCCAGUUUUUACCACCUGAUGCCAGAAACCAUCGACACCCAGUUCGCCCGACAGCAGACGGAGAUGCUCAGCGAGGUCAAGUACAAAGAAGACGGCAGGAAGGAGCUGAGCGUGAACCUGUACUCGGCUCUGGCCGACACCCUGGACACCCAGCACGCUAAAGAGCUGACAGAGAUGCAGAGCGAGGCGAAAUACAAAGAGGCCAGUAAGAAGCAGAAAUCCUCGUCUUUGUACCACCGACUGCCUGAAACUCUGGAGACUCAACACACUAAAGAGGCUUCACAGCUGCAGAGUCAGAUUUUGUACAAAGAGGCGGUGAAGAAGGAUUUGUCAUGUCCAGUUUACCACCAGCUACCAGAAACGUUGGAAACCCAGUUUGCUCGAGAGGUCGGCAGCAUGCAGAGUCAAAACAAGUACAAGGAGGACGGCAUGAAGAGCCUCUCUCAGAGCUUCUACUCUCAGCUGCCAGAAACGGCUGAAACUAAGUUUGCUAAAAGUGUGUCUGAGCUGCAGAGUGAGACCAACUAUAAGAAGUCCCGGAGGCAGGAGGCCGGCAGCUGUUUGUACUCCGUGAUGGCAGAAACUCUGGAAACUCAACACGCCAAGGAGGUGUCACAGAUCCAGAGCCAGGUGAAGUACAAGGAGGACGUCCAGAAGGAGCUUUCGUCCACAUUGUUCUCCAGCCUUCCUCAGACUCUGCAGACAGAACUGGCCAAAGAGGUGACGGAGCUCCAGAGUCAGGUCAAGUAUAAGGAAGCCGGUAAAAACGAGGCGCCUCUUUACCGCCUCCUGCCUGAAACAGCAGAGAUGCAUUUUGCCAAACAGAUGUCGGAGAUCCAGAGCGAGUCAAAGUACAAGAAAGACAAAGAGGAUCUUCCCAACACUCUGUACUCGCUGCUGCCUGAAACUCUGGAGACUCAGUUUAUCAAAGAAAUGUCCGAGACCCACAGCGAGGUGAAAUAUAAGCAGCAAACGGUGCCGUCUCUCUACUCGAAGCUUCCAGAAACUCUGGAGACCAAACACGCCAAAGAAGCCACUCGACUGCAGAGUGAAAAACAGUACAGCGAUGAAGGGAGGAAGAAGAUGACGUCGUCUUUGUACUCUCAGCUUCCUGAAACUGCAGAAACCCAGUUUGCUCGAGAGCUGACAGAAAUCCAGAGCGAGACCAGAUAUAAAGAAGGAGGGAAGAAGCUCCAGACGGUCAGCAUUUACUCUCAGCUGCCUCAGACCAACCAGACCGAGUUCUCCAGAGCUCUGUCUGAAAUACAGAGUGAGCACAAAUACAAAGAAGCGAGCAGAAAGGAAGCGUCCAGCUCGUUGUACUCCAAGCUGCCGGAGACUCUGGAGACUCAACACGCUAAAGAAGCCUCAGAGCUGCAGAGUCAGGUGAAAUACAAACAGGAGACCAGCGGCUCGUUGUACCAUCAGCUUCCUGUUACCACGGAGACACAGCUGGCUAAAGAGCUGAGGAACAUCUGCAGCGAGGUGAAGUAUAAAGAGGACGGCAGGAAGGAGACCAGCAGGAACUUGUACUCGCUGCUUCCAGAGACAGCAGAAACUCAGUUCGCCAAGCAGAUGUCAGAAAUCCAGAGCCAGUCAAAGUACAAGAAGGACAAAGAGGAUCUUCCCAACUCUCUGUACUCGCUGCUGCCUGAAACUCUGGAGACUCAGUUUGUUAAAGAAAUGGCCGAGACGCACAGUGAGGUGAAGUACAAGGAGGCGGGGAAGAAAGAGGCCAGCAGCUCUUUGUAUCACUGUCUGCCUGAGACUCUGGAGACGCAGCGCAUUAAAGAGGUUUCUGAGCUGCAGAGCGAGAACAAGUACAAGCAGAGCGGGAGGAAGUCGAUGUCGUCCAGUCUGUACGCUCAGCUGCCGCAGACGGCCGAGACGCAGCUCGCCGCCAAGAUGUCCGACCUGCAGAGCGAGAGCAAAUACAAGGAGGACGGCAUCCGGAGCCUCGGCCAGAGUUUCUACUCUCAACUCGCUGAAACCGCAGAGACUCAGUUCGUCAGAAACGUCUCUGAGCUGCAGAGUGAGGCCAAGUACAAGGAGGCGAGCAGGAAGGAGGCCAGCAGCAGUUUGUACCAUCAACUGCCUGAAACUCUGGAGACUCAACAUGCUAAAGAGGCUUCAGAGCUCCAAAGUCAGGUGAAGUACCAGGAAGGUAAGAAGGACCUGAGCAGCAACCUGUACUCUCUGCUGCCUGAGACCGAGGAGACCAAGUUCGCUAAAGCCGUCAUGGAGCUCCAAAGUGAGAAUAAAUACAAGCAGAAAGGCCGACUGGAGAUCAGCAGCAGCGUCUUCCACCAGAUGAAGGAAACCAAAGAGAUGGAGUUCGUUAAGCAGAUCUCAGAGCUGCACAGUGAGUCAAAGUACAAGAAGGACAAAGAGGAUCUUCCCAACUCUCUGUACUCGCUGCUGCCUGAAACUCUGGAGACUCAGUUUGUUAAAGAAAUGGCCGAGACGCACAGCAAGAGUAAAUACAAGGAGGCCGGUAAGAAGGACCUGGUUAAAAGUCUGUAUUCUGUGCUGCCGGAGACCAAAGAGACCCAACAUGCUAAAGAGCAAAGCCAGCUGUGCAGCGAGAAGUCUUACAGGGAGGAGGGCAGGAAGGAGGCCGGCUGCAGUUUGUACGCUCAGAUGCCUCAAACCAUCGAGACCGUCUUCGCUAAGGAGCUGACCAAGACGCAGAGCGACAAAUUCUACAAGGAGAAGUUCAACCGGGAGAAGGGGAAGUCGAGCUACAGCAACAUGAAGACGCUGCCGGAGGUGGAACAUGCCAUGGAGGUCACCAGGAACCAGAGCGAAGUCAGCUACAGAAAAGGUAAAGAGGAGCUUCAUCACUACAACACGGCACCGGAUAGACCGGACAUCGUGAACGCCACCAACGCUGCCAAACUGGCCAGCGACGUGGCCUAUAAGAGUAACACAAAGCAGCCUGUUUACAGCGACGGAUCUCUUCUGGACAGAACCGACAUCCAGCACGCCAAAGAGGUUUCCAAACUGGCCAGCCAGGUGAAGUAUAAAGAGAGCUUCGACAGAAAUCUAAAGGGUCAGAAACCUCGUUACAACCCGCUGGACUGUCUUUCCUUCAAACACACCCAAGCUGCUGCAGCUCUGGCCAGUCAGGUGAAGUAUAAAACCAACCAGAAACCAGAAGGUUCUACAGAUCUGCCCAACCUGCUGCAGCUGGAACACGUUCUACACGCCAGCAAGCUCCAGAGCAACGUGGAGUAUAAGAAGAAGUACGAGCAGACCAAGGCUCAGUACCACAUCGCUCUGGACACGGCCGAACAGCUCCACCACAAGGAGAAUGCAGCGCUGCACAGCCAGGUGAAAUACAGGGAGGAGUACGAGAGGAACAAGGGCCGCUCUCAGAUGGAGUUUGCCGACACCCAGACGUACAAAGUUUCUAAAGAAGCUCAGAAGAUGCAAAGUGAGAAGGAGUAUCGGAGGGACUUUGAGCAACAGAUGAAGGGAAAAGCUCUGCUGGAUGUGGACCAAACUCCUGGAUAUCUAACGGCUCGACAUGCCGGCAGCCUGAUCAGCGAGAAGCAGUACAGGAAGGACCUGGAGCAGCAGGUGAAGGGGCGGGGCUUAUCUGGCGUGGGGCUGGAGGAGACACCUGAGCUGCUGAGGGUCAGAAAAGCCAAUCAGAUCCUGAACCAGAAGGAAUACCGCCGCGACCUGGAGAGGGACGUGGUUGGAAAAGGGAUGGAGCUGAGCGCCGACGUCCUGGAGAUCCAGAGAGCCAAGAGAGCCUCAGAGAUCCAGAGCCAGAGGUCCUACAGACAGACGGAGCAGCUGAGAGAAAACUCGUACGGGACGCUGACCGACACUCCAGAGCUGCUGCAUGCCUCCUACCUCAAAGACGUCUACAGCCAGAAGAAGUAUAAGGACGAGGCGGAGCGUCUGAAGGGAAGCUACCGUCUGGUUUCAGAGACUCCAGAGAUGGAGAGAGUCCGAGCCAACCAGAGACACAUCAGUUCUCUGCGCUACUGCUGGGACUCCAAGCUGAUGAAGGGACUCAUGUCUUCGGUAACGGAGACGCCAGAGAUCGUCCUUGCCAGAGAAAACGCCAAGAAGAUCAGCGACGUUCAGUACAGGGAGGAAGUGGGUCGAGGCACCGCCGUCAUGGACACACCGGAGCUGGAACGAGUCCGACGGAACCAGGAGAACAUCAGCGCAGUCAAGUACAAGCAGAGUACUGUAAAGUCCAGCAGCCUCGGAGUGACUCCAGAACUGGAGAGAGUUCGACAAAACCAGGACAACAUCAGCUCGGUGAAGUACCGGCGCGGCCUGCAGGAGCUGAGGGGGCGGAGCUGCACCGAGCUGGAUACACCUGAGUACAGGCGUGUCAGGAAGUCGCAGGACUCGGUCUCCAUGGCCAAGUACCACGAGGACUUUGAGCGAGCUCGCGGCCGAGGCUUUACGCCAGGAUUGGACGACCCCAGCAUGGAGCGCUACCAGAGGGCCAAUCAGAUGAUGGGGGAGGCGGCCUACAGCAAAGGGAUCCACCCCCAGGCCAUGGAGAUGGACCGACGGCCAGGAGGCAUCAUCGUAGACCUGAAGGUGUGGAGGACAGAUCCAGGCUCCAUCUUUGACUUUGACCCUCUUGAGGACAACAUUCAGUCCAAGAGUCUGCGCAGGAUGUCUGAGCGAGCCGACCGCCAGCUGAGCAGGCAGCAGUCGCAGCAGUCCGUCAGCUCGCUGACCUCCGACCUCUGGGAUCGCAGCAGCGCAGAAACCCCCGCUCCUGUCCUCCCUGGAGCGUACCAUCAGGGUGUCCAGAUGCAGCAGCAGCAGCAGUAUCACGGCUACAUGCACCAGACCAGCAUGUCGUCCGUCAGAUCUGUCACCUCACCGCCACACUCAGCCACCAUGCGGGUUUACCGGGCGCUGUACGACUACGCGGCUCAGGAUCACGACGAGGUCUCGUUCAGGGACGGCGACGUCAUCAUCAACGCUCAGCCGAUCGACGAGGGCUGGAUGUACGGCACCGUGCAGAGGACCGGCAAGUCCGGGAUGCUGCCGGCAAACUACGUGGAGUGUUGCAACUAAAGCAGCAAGAGAGAAGAAGAAGAAGUAUACAGGAAAACAUCCACCCGCAGUGUUACAGCAGCAGAUGUUGGUGAUGUUCUUUGCAUUUCAGGGUUCAUUCAUGUAUUUGAGGUUUUCUCUGCCACUGGAAAACUGGAAAUAUGCAGAUAAGAUUCAGUGGCACAAGAAGUUUUAUUCGUGAAUUAUAAAGAGCUCAUGUUCUGCACAGUUACAGGUUUAUGAUCAUAUUUUUGGGAUCAGUGAGAAUAUCUUUACGUGCUUUAAUGUUAAAAAACACACAUUGUUCCUCUCAUUCUGUACAUUACUAAAGCACAACUUCUGUCUGAAAUGCUCCGUUUUAAUUUCCGUUCUUCUCUGAUUGGUCAGCUGCAUGAGGAAGUUGUAAAUGUUGGUUAGACCAAGCACAAAGAGACACAAAAUGACCACAAAGAGACACAAAAUGACCACAAAGAGAUGCAAAAUGACCACAAAGCGAUGCAAAAUGACCACAGAAACACACAAAAAGACCACAAAGAGACGCAAAGCAAACACAAAGAGAUGCAAAACGACCACAAAGAGACGCAAAAUGACCACAAAGAGACACAAAAUGACCACAAAAAACACAAAAAGACCAUGAAGAGACAAAAUGACCACAAAGAGACACAAACAGGUUUAAUGCAAAUAUGCAACAUGGUGAUGUAGGUAAGUUACGGACGAUAAACCUGGACUUAAAACGAAGCAUUUCAUUCUUCUAAGGAGCUCCUUUGUUGGACUUUCUAAGUUUUCAGACCUUCUACAUGCACAGAAAAGCAGCUACACGAAGGAAAGUUGAAAAAUCCCCGCGCAAAAAAAAAGCAGAAUAUGGGCUCUUUAAAAGCAGAAAAUGAUGUCAAAUGUUUUAACAGUUAAUAUUAAUUUCUGGCAACAAUCCCAUGCAGAAAAAUCCACCAGAAAGGAGAGAGAAAUGCAUGUAGAGGGAAGGCUGUGGUUUGAUUAGAGGCAUUUUAACUUCUAACAGACAGGCUUGUUUCUUCUUCUUUUGCUGAUGCUGAAAGGCAUUUUUCCAUGUAAUUCUUCACCACAAAAUAAGAACUGGAAUGCACUGAACAUCACAGGCCGGUGGUAUCAGGUCAUGACUGAUCUGAGGGAGAUUUUCUUACCUAAAGGUGGAUGUGAAGGAGAGGAGAGCCGGAUAAAGAGAGAAAACAAGCAUGCUGUUGAUAACUUAGAACAAAAUUUACAGCUAGAGGAGGGACGGGUGCAUGAAGAAAGAAGGAAGUCAUGAAAAAUAGGAAUUAAACAUACAGUAAAGUGAAAGCAAAAUAGAAACUUUGGAAAAGUUAUUUUUCUUACAACAGCUUCCAUGAAAAAAACAUUUAACAGGUAUUUUCCAUGUAUGUUUAUUCCCCUGAGCUCUAGAAAGUUUUAACCCUCGUGUCGUCCUACUGGUCAAAAUUGACCCGUUUUAAAGUUUGAAAAUGUGGAGAAAAAAAAUCUAUUUUACAGUGAAACUUCUGAUGUCCACAUUUUCAACAUUUUUGGGAAAUUUUUGAACAUUUUUUGAUGGGGAAAAAAAGAAAUGUUAAAAAUGUAUUUUAAGAACAUUCACACAAAAAAUCAACCAAAAUCCAGCAAAUUUCACUGGAUUUUGGUUGAUUUUUAUGUGGAUGUUCUUAAAGAAAAUAUUAGAAGUUUUACUGAUAUAUAUGGAAUCACUUUAGCUAUUUUUAGGAUUUUUUUGGAAGAUUUUUGCUCAUUUUUUGAAAAUAUUUACAAGAUUUUUCUUGCCAAAUUUGGGGGAUUUUUUUGCUGAAUUUUUGGAUUUUUUUCAGACAAGGAAACAAUAUUUUUUGGUGCCCGUAAAUGAGGACAACGGGAGGGUUAAAAACACAUGCUGCCGUCACAAAUCCUCUCUAGAGCACCACAUGUGGAUGCUGUUUUAUAAAUGCAGACCCAAUGGCAGGAACUCAGUGCAGCGUGAUUAUGUUCUCUGGAUGUUCUCCUGCUGGAAUGUUCCUCGUCUUCAAGCUCUGCAGACUGAGAGUCGUCUUGUCUGACAGUAUUUUGGUUCAUCCACAGAUAUUCAUGGUUCAUCUAUAAAUGUCAUCUCCCCUUGCAGCCUCAUGCAGCCCUAAAUCAUCACACUCCCGCAUCCAGCUUCACUGUCAGGAGUAUGUAUUCACUGUGGUAUUUCUAGACACAUAAAGACCACAGAGACACACAAACGGACCGGAAAGAGACAAAAAAUUACCGCAAAACAUGAGUAAUUACCAUAAAGAGAUGCAAAAUGACCAGAAAGAGACAAAAAAUGACCACAAAGCACGAAAAAUGACUGCAAAGAGACACAAAAUAACCACAAAGUUACACAACAUGCCUUCAUGCUUCACUGUCAGGAGCAUGCAUUGUAUUUCCAUCCAUGUUUACACCAAAAUGCUGAUCUCAUCUGGCUAAAGAAUGCACUCCCAACAUCCAUCAGGCUCCUUUUCAUGUUCUUCAGCAAAGGUUUGCACCAUACAGAUAGCAAAGGUGUUUUUUUUGUCAUAUGUCAUAGAGGUUGAUGUCCUGAAGCAGCUGUUUUUACAGCUGGAUGGUGGAAGUAGUUCACUGUCUGGAGUCAUUUUAGGAGGAGCAGCAAUGAUUAGUGGAACUAUGACUCCUCUAGACCUCCUGAUUAAUGCCGACACUGGGUUUUAGUUGAUCUUCCUGGAGCCUUUCCCAUCUUUGUGAGGUCUUAUAAUCAGAUUUUUCAGUUCCAUUUCUUUUCCAUGUGGAGCCACGAUGAAGACAUGAAGAUAGAAACAGCCCACAGGUUUAAAAUGGAGAAAGUUCUGCUGUUCUCAACUCAGUUUAGAACCAUGUUCACGCAGUGGAUUCAUUUUUUUUGCACUGUCUACUUUGGGGCCUAAAUCUUUAGUCUUUCUGAAGUGUUGUUUUUGGUUGUUAAUUUAGAAAUAAUACACUUAAGAGCUUGAUUUUGGUCUUUUUUUCAUGGGAUUUGUUGACAAUAAGAAACCUGCAGAACAUGACGUGCUUUCUGCCUCUAGGAGACGAGCUGCAGAAUGAGGAGGAAAUAGGAAAAUUCUGUUUCUUCUUGGAACUGAUACAACCAAAGGAAGGACGAGUGGAGGAAUAAAAGACAAUAACGAGCUAACAGAUCUCUGGAGUUUAAUCAUUUAUUUAUCCUGAGUUUUAAUCCAUGUUCAGGUUGAGUGUUGUUUAGUUUUCUGAACGACAGGAAGACCACAGCUUCAGUUUUAAACAGCAGCACUAACCUCCGUGUUUGUGAAGGACUUCUACUAAUGCACUGUGUUUUUCUGUUCCUCGUAUCAAGUGUGUCCUUUAUUUUUGAUUUUUUUUUUUCGCUAUGAAUAAAAAAGUUGUGUGCUGUCCAGAAUACUUAACCUUCCUGUCGUCCUGUGGGUCCAAAUUGACCCGUUUUAAAGUUUGAAAAUGUGGGGGAAAAAUCUAUUUUCACAGUGAAACUUCCGAUGUCCACAUUUUCAACAUUUUUGAGAAAUCUUUGAACAUUUUUUGAUGGGGAAAAAAAAUGUUAAAAAUGUUUCUUAAGAACAUUCACAAAACAAUCAACCAAAAUCCAGAGAAUUUCACUGGAUUUUGGUUGAUUUUUAUGUGAAUGUUCUUAAAGAAAAUAUUAGAAGUUUUACUGAUAUAUAUGGAAUCACUUUAGAUAUUUUUAGGAUUUUUUUUGGAAGAUUUUUACUCAUUUAUUUGAAAAUAUUUACAAGAAUUUUCUUCCUGAAGGUUUUGCAAAUUUUCAGACAUUUUUUUGCUGAAUUUUUGAAUUUUUUUUCAGACUCAGAAACAAUAUUUGGGGCUGCACAGUGGUGUAGUGGUUAGCACUUUCACCUUGCAGCUAGAAGAUCCCUGGUUCGCGUCCCGGCUUUCCCGGGAUCUUUCUGCAUGGAGUUUGCAUGUUCUCCCUGUGCAUGUGUGGGUUUUCUCCGGGUACUCCGGCUUCCUCCCACAGUCCAAAAAUAUGCUGAGGUUAAUUGAUGAUUCUAAAUUGCCCGUAGGUGUGAAUGUGAGAGUGAUUGUUUGUCUUUGUAUGUAGCCCUGUGACAGACUGGUGACCUGUCUAGGGUGUCCCCUGCCUUCACCUGAGUCAGCUGGGAUAGACUCCAGCCCCCCCAUGACCCUAGUGAGGAUUAAGUAGUGUCUAGAUAAUGGAUGGAUGGAUGGAAACAGUAUUUUUUGGUGCCCAUAAAUGAAGACAACAGGAGGGUUAACCAUCAGUGAGCAGAAAGCCUGGACUGAAUCCUGAACAGACUGUGUGAGAACGUGAGAUUUCUGUGACACUAUUUUGAUACUCGGGCUCCCGUCUGUGUUUUUUGGGAAGAUUUAUUUUCCUCUUUUGCUCGUCUGUACCCAGUAAGUUGUGUUUUUAGGGUUUGUGGUCUUGCCGUGUGGAUUGCAUCCCGGUCAUGUACUGAAUAAAACCUUCACUCAGCCAUGAUUUGUCAUUUAGCUGCAGAGCAUUUUGUAUUUUGUAUGUGUGAUUUCAUGAAUACUAGAUGCAAUAGAAUUUAUUUACUCAAUAUUCACGUGUUGAUUUUGGAAAAUUUAUAAAUCCUUUUUUUGUUCACGCAUUGAGGAUUUUUUUUGCUUCUAAUGUCACCCCUGUAAAGUUUUUUGUUUUUUCAUAUGUAGUCUGUAUGUUUUCACAGGUUAUACUAAAUUUAUUUACACAUUGAAAUUAUAUCAAUCAGUUCUGUUACUUUGCCAUAUGAUAAUUGCAGUGUGUUACAUGUGAGACAAAUAAAAACAAAUCAGCUGUU
Amphiprion ocellaris (clown anemonefish) is the source of this 12764-nucleotide messenger RNA. RefSeq names its product nebulin-like. Gene Ontology annotation, molecular function: actin filament binding. The transcript is spliced from 70 exons. Bases 187 to 7989 code for a protein of 2600 amino acids. Gene Ontology annotation, biological process: cardiac muscle thin filament assembly. The record is from RefSeq and is a predicted model, not a curated record. Gene Ontology annotation, cellular component: Z disc. Lineage: Eukaryota; Metazoa; Chordata; Actinopteri; Pomacentridae.